AUGCCCAUCAGCAACACCAGCGCCCGAAUACCGACGUCAUAUGCAACAUGCAGCAUUGGAUACAAGGAUUCUCACACGUUACCUCUCAAGCUCAAAGCCAUUGCAGAUGCCGGAUUCGAUGCAGUCGAGCUGUCCAUGCCGGACAUCAUUGCUUACGGCAAGAUGCUGAAUGGGCAGGAGCCUGACCCCAAGGAUUAUAACGCCCUGGUGGAGAUCGGGAAGCAGAUCAAGGCCCAGACAACGGAACACGGCCUGGAGAUACUGAUGCUCCAGCCAUUCGCCAACUUCGAAGGGUGGCCGAAAGGAAGCAAGAAGAGGAAAGAGGCCUUCGACCGAGCCAAGGGCUGGAUCCGGGUCAUGGAGGCCGUGGGCACCGACAUGCUGCAGGUCGGCUCGUCGGACGCGCCUGGCAUCUCGUCAUCCUUUGAUGAGCUGGCCGCUGAUCUGGCUGAAUUAGCAGACCUCAUGGCCGAGAAGGGUUUCCGCAUUGCCUAUGAGAAUUGGUGCUGGGCAACCCACGCGCCGGCGUGGCAGGACGUGUGGGAGAUAGUCCAGAAGACGAAGAGGCCCAACAUUGGCUUAUGUCUGGACACGUUCCAGAGCGUCGGGGGUGAAUGGGGGAAUCCGACUACCAAAUCUGGGCACAACGAAGGAGUUACCAGGUCUCAGCUGGAAUCAAAUUGGAGCAAGUCCCUCGCACAGCUCGCAACGACGGUUCCCGCGGACAAGAUCUACCUCCUCCAGAUCUCAGAUGCCUACAAGAUGGACCCCCCUAUUGAGCCCAAAUCUGAUAAGGAUGGCCUACGUCCGCACGGUCAAUGGAGUCAUGACUAUCGGCCACUGCCCUAUGACGGAGGGUAUCUGCCUAUCGUGGAGUUUCUCAACGCAGUUUGGGAUACAGGGUUUCGAGGCUACUUGUCCAUGGAGGUCUUCGACCCUAAAGGACAGGAGAAAUACCCAGACAUGGGCGCAUACGCCAAGAAGGCGAUGGAUUCCCUGCACAAGAUGCUACCAUGA
Neoarthrinium moseri is the source of this 1017-nucleotide messenger RNA. RefSeq lists its product as uncharacterized. NCBI's taxonomy places the organism in Eukaryota, Fungi, Ascomycota, Sordariomycetes, Amphisphaeriales, Apiosporaceae. The transcript has a single exon. Bases 1 to 1017 code for a protein of 338 amino acids. The record is from RefSeq and is a predicted model, not a curated record.